AUGUUAUUUUUGGAUCUGGGCGUUGUGAUGAAUUCGCUCGCUUGUAGUCUAUGCAUUUUGUUCAUUCGGCCAGUCGUCACCAUUCCUCUUUCAAUCUAUUCGAUUUCACCGCAAUACUUUGACAGAAAGACGAUUACAAUCGUUUUUGGUUUCGCUUGUCAAUUUGCCGGUUUCUCAGUCAUUUUUCUUAUUUCCAACUAUUUCCAUCGAGCCAUCGUUUUAGCGUCAUUCGCCUGGAAAAAAUCGCUUAUCACUUAUUUUACGAUAAUUUCCUUUUUAUGGACAAUGUCGAAUUUCUCGAGUAUCACCUACGUUGUCUAUCAACUCUUAACAAACAUCCCAAUUACCGUACCUGUUGAACUCAAAUCGAUCACAAAUCGCAGCGGCGUUUUACUGCUUGACGCUGAGGAAUUCACCGAUUUAAACAAAAUCACCCAAAUCCCGAACACGAUUUGUUUAUUAACUCUAAUCGCCACGAUCUUUCUCAUUUUCAAGUUCUCAAAGAGAAAGGGACUUGCAAGUGGAAAAACGCAAAGGAAACAGAAACAACUUUUCCGAAUCACGUUGAUUCAAGCUUUGGUUUUUACUCUCACAAUUGUCAUCCCUGCCUGUGCCCUUAUUCUAGCUACAACCACUACAAUUAUCACGAUUCCUGAUCUUUGUCUCUACUUCAUCUUUUGCCCAAUAUUGAUGCUUUCCCCCGGCAAUUGCUUGGCGAUCAUCAUGAUACCUCAUUACAGGAAACAAAUAAUACAAUUUGUUACGAAGCAAACCAUUCGGAUCCAGCGUUUCCCGGUUUUGCGUCGAAAGACAAAAUCCUCGAUUGCGAUUUUCGUUGAAGUUCAAAGGAAUUUGAAAAAAAGAAGUAGUUAU
Molecule: messenger RNA, 873 nt
Organism: Mesorhabditis belari
Lineage: Eukaryota; Metazoa; Nematoda; Chromadorea; Rhabditida; Rhabditidae
Source: the annotation of a GenBank genome assembly